GUCUAAAGUGCACGCAACAUCACUGUCUGCGCGGAGGAGCGGAACACGAGUGCUCGACGUGAUAGGGGAAGAAAGAUCUCUAUCAAAAAGUGUCUUCAUUUUCAACAGCCCUUUGAAGGACACCCACGAAACAGAAGACGGGGAAGCGCGAGCAAGCUUUCAGGAGCGCGCGCGCCAAAGUUUUCCAUCCGGUCCGUUUUUUUGUUUUCAUUUUAUUUAUUUUCUCCAAAAUGAAUGUCGGCGACGAGAACUUGCUGAAAUCGAUCAGCAACGAUACCUUGCUGGACCUGACGCAGCGCUACGGACAGUCCGCCUUCGGUUUCGGCGCUGGCCAUGGUGCUGGAAGUCCUGGCCGCUUCUCGCUCACACCUGCCGCGGAUUUCCUCUCCGGUCAAACUGGAAAGUCGAACGAAAGUGGCGGUGAGCAGACCAGCGACGAAGACGACGGCUUCGACAACCUCGAGUCCCGUAAGCGAGGCGCGGGCUUCGACGAAGAGAAGCACCCGGGCUCUCUCACCAAGAAGUCCAAGGAGCAGAGAUCUCUCCGGCUGAGCAUCAACGCGCGCGAGCGGAGACGCAUGCACGACCUCAAUGACGCGCUGGACGGUCUGAGAUCUGUGAUUCCUUACGCGCACAGCCCGUCCGUGAGAAAACUCUCUAAAAUUGCAACUUUGCUUCUUGCAAAAAACUACAUCCUAAUGCAGGCGCAGGCGCUGGAGGAGAUGCGCCGGUUGGUGGCUUAUCUUAACCAAGGACAGACUAUAACUUCGCCGAUUCCCACCGCGCUCGCGCCUUUCGGACAAGCGGCCGUGUAUCCGUUUUCGAGCACAGCACUGGCCACCUGCGCGGAGAAAUGCAACUCGUUCUCCGGCACCCCGUCCAACCUGUUCAAACACUGCAACGAUAAGCCUUGACUUCCACUCGCUGAACUCUUCCCGCUUCCUUAUGUUGGUCGAACUGUUUUGUUGGGACUGGGCUUAUAGGUCUGACUCAAAACUCCUGCUUUGUGUCAAAAUAAGUGCGAUGUGUCAUCCAAAUUUAUUAGAUAAUGUGAAAUAAAUAAUCAAGAGACACGGAAUUACUGAAACAAGCUUAUAAACCCCUCAAAUUUAAAGCCUUUCUUCCUUUUCCCAAAUGAAGGAUUUAAAAGAUUAUUUGUGUGAAAACAAACAAACAAAAGAAAUUGCUUAUUAUUGCUCACAGUUUGCGAAGGAUUUCUUUUUUAAGUCAAAGCUUUCGGUUUCAUCGGUAUUGGUCAACUAUGCAAUUUACAAUUGCCCACAAUAAACAAUAGUUUCUUUUUUUUUUAAGUUAGUCUGAAAUGAAUAUACGGAUGAUAUACUCCAUCAGUGUUUUAGGGAAAAACGUAACAUCCUCAGAUGCUUGGCCUAUAAAUCGUUUAUUUAUUUAUUUAUUAUUUUUUGUUAUUGCACAGUUCACUUGAUUGUAUUGUACAACUGUGAAGAACUACUUGAUCAAAGGAUUUUGACCUUGUUGCGACAUGCGUUUCAUACUGUAUAUUGUUUAUAUGUCUUUAUAAUUAAAACAUAUAUCUAUGA
Molecule: messenger RNA, 1559 nt
Organism: Danio rerio (zebrafish)
Lineage: Eukaryota; Metazoa; Chordata; Actinopteri; Cypriniformes; Danionidae
Gene: bhlhe23
Product: basic helix-loop-helix family, member e23
Cellular component (GO): nucleus
Molecular function (GO): protein dimerization activity
Source: RefSeq, marked provisional